This is a messenger RNA of Oncorhynchus keta (chum salmon), 2727 nucleotides long. RefSeq names its product actin-related protein 2/3 complex subunit 2-B. Gene Ontology annotation, biological process: Arp2/3 complex-mediated actin nucleation; actin filament polymerization. Gene Ontology annotation, molecular function: structural constituent of cytoskeleton; actin filament binding. NCBI's taxonomy places the organism in Eukaryota, Metazoa, Chordata, Actinopteri, Salmoniformes, Salmonidae. The transcript has 10 exons. The coding region runs from base 244 to 1143 and encodes 299 amino acids. Gene Ontology annotation, cellular component: actin cytoskeleton; Arp2/3 protein complex. The record is from RefSeq and is a predicted model, not a curated record.
AAAUUGAAGCAAUCAGUGUGUACAUUUUAUAUCUAGACCAAUGUCAGCCACAAUCUUACAGGCAGUGAUGUGAGCAACCUUGCUUUGGGGUCCGGAAUGAAAUAAGCGGAAGAGCCGACAGACGAAAGACUCGGCGGAAGCGGUCUGUCAGGGAAGAAACAUUUUCAGAAUUUCACACAAAGAAGCCUAAGGAUCUAAAACAAAUUUAUAUUUCGAUUUAAACGUAUCCCCCAGUCCGCUGCAAUGAUUCUGCUAGAAAUCAACAACCGGAUUAUAGAAGAGACGCUGACGUUGAAAUUUGACGGUGCAGCCAAUGGGACUAAACCAGAGGCAGUGGAGGUGACAUUUGCAGAUUUUGAUGGUGUCCUCUACCACAUCUCCAACCCCGAUGGGGACAAGACCAAGCUGAUGGUCAGCAUCUCCCUUAAGUUCUACAAGGAGCUGCAGGAGCACGGAGCUGAUGAGCUGCUGAAGCGGGUCUAUGGGAACUUCCUGGUUUCACCCGAGGCGUGCUACAACGUGUCCCUGCUCUUUGACCUGGAUGCGGUCCCGGCCAAUAAGGAGGAAGUGAUCCACCAGGCGGGCAUGCUGAAGAGGAAUUGCUUCGCCUCUGUAUUUGAGAAAUACUUCAAGUUCCAGGAGGAGGGCAAGGAGGGAGAGACGAGGGCCGUGGUCCACUACAGAGACGACGAGUCCAUGUAUCUGGAGGCCAAGAAGGACAGAGUGACGGUGGUGUUCAGCACUGUGUUCAAAGACGACGAUGAUGUCAUCCUUGGGAAAGUAUUCAUGCAGGAGUUUAAGGAGGGUCGGCGAGCCAGUCACACUGCCCCCCAGGUUCUGUUCAGCCACCGGGAGCCGCCCCUGGAGCUGAAGGACACUGACGCCGCCGUUGGAGACAACAUCGGCUACAUCACCUUCGUCCUGUUCCCACGUCACACCAACGCCAACGCCAGAGACAACACCAUCAACCUCAUCCACACCUUCAGGGACUACCUGCACUACCACAUAAAGUGCUCCAAGGCCUACAUCCACACACGUAUGAGGGCUAAGACUUCUGACUUCCUCAAGGUGUUGAACAGGGCUCGACCCGACGCUGAGAAGAAGGAGAUGAAGACCAUGUCGGGCAAGACGUUCUCCCGCUGAGGCUGGUCCACACGCGCACUCUGACCCCUGGACACGUCCCCAUUCGUGCCACACUGAGACUCGACUCCACAUUGGACUGGAUCACAGGCCCAUAAAGCCCCGCCCAGCGCGUGUCCAUCCUGUCUUUUUUUAAAUAAAGUUAUCUCCUCUUUGAAUAAAGUUGUCUCUUAGUAGAAAUCGAGGCUGAAACAAAUAAAAAGGGCAUUCCUUGCUUUGCAUAGUUAAAAGAUAAUUAUUAGUCCUAUAUAAAUAUAUAUAUGAAAUGUUUUGAUAUAUCUUUUACUCCAUUUGGUACUCUUACCUUGCUCCCUCCCUGGUGGUGUCCAUAACUUCAGAACCCCUCCUCCCUCCCUCCCUGGUGGUGUCCUUAACUUCAGAACCCCUCCUCCCUCCCUCCCUGAUGGUGUUCAUAACUUCAGAACCCCUCCUUGCUCCCUCCCUCCCUGGUGGUGUCCAUAACUUCAGAACCCCUCCUUGCUCCCUCCCUCCCUGGUGGUGUUCAUAACUUCAGAACCCCUCCUCCCUCCCUGAUGGUGUCCAUAACUUCAGAACCCCUCCUCCCUCCCUCCCUGGUGGUGUCCAUUAACUUCAGAACCCCUCCUUUCUCCCUCCCUGGCGGUGUCCAUUAACUUCCGAACCCCUCCUCCCUCCCUCCCUGGUGGUGUCCUUAACUUCAGAACCCCUCCUUGCUCCCUCCCUUCCUGGUGGUGUCCAUAACUUCAGAACCCCUCCUCCCUCCCUCCCUGAUGGUGUCCAUAACUUCAGAACCCCUCCUCCCUCCCUCCCUGAUGGUGUCCAUAACUUCAGAACCCCUCCUUUCCCUCCUCCCUCCCUCCCUCCCUGGUGGUGUCCAUAACUUCAGAACCCCUCCUCCCUCCCUCCCUGAUGGUGUCCAUAACUUCAGAACCCCUCCUCCCUCCCUCCCUGAUGGUGUCCAUAACUUCAGAACCCCUCCUUCCUCCCCCCUGGUGGUGUCCAUAACUUCAGAACCCCUCCUCCCUCCCUCCUGAUGGUGUCCAUAACUUCAGAACCCCUCCUUUCUCCCUCCCUGGUGGUGUCCAUAACUUCAGAACCCCUCCUCCCUCCCUCCCUGGUGGUGUCCAUAACUUCAGAACCCCUCCUCCCUCCCUCCCUCCCUGGUGGUGUCCAUAACUUCAGAACCCCUCCUUCCUCCCUCCCUGGUGGUGUCCAUAACUUCAGAACCCCUCCUCCCUCCCUCCCUGGUGGUGUCCAUAACUUCAGAACCCCUCCUCCCUCCCUCCCUGGUGGUGUCCAUAACUUCAGAACCCCUCCUCCCUCCCUCCCUGGUGGUGUCCAUAACUUCAGAACCCCUCCUUUCUCCCUCCCUGGUGGUGUCCAUAACUUCAGAACCCCUCCUCCCUCCCUCCCUGGUGGUGUCCAUAACUUCAGAACCCCUCCUCCCUCCCUCCCUGGUGGUGUCCAUAACUUCAGUACCCCUCCUCCCUCCCUCCCUGGUGGUGUCCAUAACUUCAGAACCCCUCUCUUUCUCCUUCCCCCUCUAUGCUUCCAUGUUGUUUGUACCAUUGUCAUUGGAAAAAUAAACCAGUCUUAUAAAAAUCCUUA